This is a messenger RNA of Octodon degus (degu), 4251 nucleotides long. RefSeq names its product Cbl proto-oncogene (gene Cbl). Gene Ontology annotation, cellular component: membrane raft; plasma membrane. The transcript has 16 exons. Bases 119 to 2866 code for a protein of 915 amino acids. Lineage: Eukaryota; Metazoa; Chordata; Mammalia; Rodentia; Octodontidae. Gene Ontology annotation, biological process: negative regulation of epidermal growth factor-activated receptor activity; cell surface receptor signaling pathway. Gene Ontology annotation, molecular function: receptor tyrosine kinase binding; ubiquitin protein ligase activity; calcium ion binding. The record is from RefSeq and is a predicted model, not a curated record.
CCGCCCGGAGAGCCGCCGGCGGCUGCCGGAGAGGCCCCUCCUUCGCGUCCUCCUCCUUUCCCUCGCUGGCAGCCGAGCGCAGCCGCCGACCCUGCUGGGCCUGCGACCCUCCCCGGCCAUGGCCGGCAACGUGAAAAAGAGCUCAGGCGCGGGGGGCGGCGGCGGCUCUGGGGGCUCGGGCGCGGGCGGCCUGAUUGGACUCAUGAAGGACGCCUUCCAGCCGCACCACCACCACCACCACCUCAGCCCGCACCCGCCCGGGACCGUGGACAAGAAGAUGGUGGAGAAGUGCUGGAAGCUCAUGGACAAGGUGGUGCGGUUAUGUCAGAAUCCAAAGCUGGCGCUAAAGAAUAGUCCACCUUAUAUUUUAGACCUGCUGCCCGACACCUACCAGCAUCUUCGUACUAUCUUGUCAAGAUAUGAGGGGAAGAUGGAGACGCUUGGAGAAAACGAGUAUUUUAGGGUAUUCAUGGAAAAUUUGAUGAAGAAAACUAAACAGACCAUAAGCCUUUUUAAGGAGGGUAAAGAAAGAAUGUAUGAAGAGAAUUCUCAGCCUAGGCGAAACCUCACCAAGCUGUCCCUGAUCUUUAGCCACAUGCUGGCAGAGCUGAAAGGCAUCUUUCCAAGUGGACUCUUUCAAGGAGACACAUUUAGGAUCACUAAAGCAGAUGCUGCAGAAUUUUGGAGAAAAGCCUUUGGAGAAAAAACUAUAGUCCCUUGGAAGAGCUUUCGACAGGCCCUACAUGAAGUGCAUCCGAUCAGUUCUGGGCUGGAGGCCAUGGCUCUGAAAUCUACCAUUGAUCUGACCUGUAAUGAUUAUAUUUCCGUUUUUGAAUUUGACAUCUUUACACGGCUUUUUCAGCCCUGGUCGUCUUUGCUCAGGAAUUGGAACAGCCUUGCUGUAACACAUCCUGGUUACAUGGCCUUUCUGACAUAUGACGAAGUGAAAGCUCGGCUCCAGAAAUUCAUUCACAAACCUGGCAGCUACAUCUUCAGGCUAAGCUGUACUCGUCUGGGCCAAUGGGCUAUUGGGUAUGUUACUGCUGAUGGGAACAUUCUGCAGACAAUCCCUCACAAUAAACCUCUAUUCCAAGCACUGAUUGAUGGCUUCAGGGAAGGCUUUUAUUUAUUUCCUGAUGGACGAAAUCAGAAUCCUGACCUGACAGGCCUCUGCGAACCAACUCCCCAAGAUCACAUCAAAGUGACCCAGGAGCAAUAUGAGUUGUAUUGUGAGAUGGGCUCCACAUUCCAGCUGUGUAAAAUAUGUGCUGAAAAUGAUAAGGAUGUAAAGAUUGAGCCCUGUGGACAUCUCAUGUGCACGUCUUGCCUGACAUCCUGGCAGGAAUCAGAAGGUCAGGGUUGUCCUUUCUGCCGAUGUGAAAUCAAAGGCACAGAGCCCAUUGUGGUAGAUCCAUUUGACCCUCGAGGAAGUGGCAGCCUAUUGAGGCAAGGAGCAGAAGGCGCCCCCUCCCCAAAUUAUGACGACGAGGAUGAUGAGCGAGCUGAUGAUUCCCUAUUCAUGAUGAAGGAGUUGGCUGGUGCCAAGGUGGAACGACCCCCUUCUCCAUUCUCAAUGGCCCCACAAGCUUCCCUUCCUCCAGUACCACCUCGGCUUGACCUUCUGCAACAGCGUGUGUCUGUUCCUCCAAGUGCUUCUGGUCUAGGAACUGCCCCUAAGGCUGCUUCUGCCUCCCUUCAUAAAGACAAACCGUUGCCAAUACCACCUACGCUUCGAGAUCUUCCACCUCCACCCCCUCCAGAACGGCCAUAUGCUAUUGGAGCAGAAACCCGACCUCAGAGACGCCCCCUGCCUUGUACACCAGGCGAUUGUCCAUCCAGAGACAAAUUGCCCCCUGUACCCUCUAGCCGCCUGGGAGACUCAUGGUUGCCCCGGCCAAUCCCCAAAGUACCAGUAGUUACUCCAAGCUCCAGUGACCCCUGGACUGGAAGAGAAUUAACCAAUCGGCACUCACUUCCAUUUUCAUUGCUCUCACAAACGGAGCCGAGAGCAGAUGUGGCUAGGCUUGGAAGCACAUUCAGUCUGGAUACCUCUAUGAAUAUGAGUAACAGUCCAUUAGCAGGUCCAGAGUGCGAGCACCCCAAAAUCAAACCUUCUUCAUCUGCCGGUGCCAUUUAUUCUCUGGCUGCCAGACCCCUUCCAGUGCCAAAACUGCCACCUGGAGAGCCGGGUGAGAGUGAGGAGGACACAGAAUACAUGACUCCCUCUUCUAGGCCAAUAGGGCUUCAAAAGCCAGAGUUGAAACGACCUUCAGAGACAGCCCAGAGUUCAUGCGCGGGUGAUUGUGACCAGCAGAUUGAUAGUUGUACAUAUGAAGCAAUGUAUAAUAUUCAGUCCCAGACACCAGCUGUCACAGAGAACAGCACCUUUGGUGAAGGCAGCUUAGCUGCAGCUCUCACAAACACUGGCCCUGAGGAAUCAGAAAAUGAUGAUGAUGGCUAUGAUGUCCCUAAGCCUCCAGUCCCAGCUGUCCUAGCCCGCCGAACUCUCUCUGAUAUCUCCAAUGCCAGCUCUUCCUUUGGCUGGUUGUCUCUGGAUGGUGAUCCCUCAACAAAUUUCACUGAUGGUUCUCAAGUUCCUGAACGGCCCCCGAAACCAUUCCCUCGGAGAAUCAACUCUGAACGGAAAGCGGGUAGCUGUCAGCAAGGUGGUGGUGCUGCCAGGGCCACCCCUGCUGCAACCCCAUCACCACAGCUCUCCAGUGAGAUUGAGAACCUCAUGAGCCAGGGCUACUCCUACCAGGACAUUCAGAAAGCUUUGGUCAUUGCUCACAACAACAUCGAGAUGGCCAAAAACAUCCUCCGAGAGUUCGUUACUAUUUCAUCCCCUGCUCACGUGGCCACCUAGCACAUUCCUCCCAGCCACAGCUGUGAGGAUCCAAGAGUGGGGCUCUUGAGGAGCACCUUGGAGGGCACAGGCUCCUCUGGGGACUUCACGGUGAGGUCCUGCCCUCUCUGUGAGUAUUAUACCAUGGUCCCAAGAUUUCAAAGCAGUGGAAUGAAAAUGGAGCAGCUCGUGUGUUUUGUUAUUGUAUUGUUCUUGAAGGAGUCCUUCAGUCCCUGCUUGGAGACAGUAUGGAUUUUUAUUACAUGGUAGCCUUGCUGGGGAACUGUCCAGAAAGCAGUAGAAUAAGUAUUGUGCUGUAAACCCUAAUUGAGGACUUAAGACUUUCCUUGGUUAAGGUUGUGUUCAUGUCUGUCUGUGUUUGUGUGUCCUGUGAUAAGAUUAUCCUGCUGUGUGUGUUAAUCCCAAGUGGGGAAUUAACACAAGAGGUUCAGGAAGGAAUCUUUUAAAGACUUCCAUCUACUGUGGUAUUCCACCCGACCCAAGUGUGUAUUACAACUUGAGCACUCCUCUUUGGCUUAGAUUGUCAUGUGCAUAGCUAAAGUCUUGUAUUUUUUAGAACACUGUGUUCUUUACCCUCUCGGACACCCUCAGUAUUCUGUCAUUGGCAGUGGGCUUGCUGUGACCAGCCUUCCCGAAGCCACGCCCUUAUGGGAUGUUCUAUAUUAUGUGUGAUGGUAUUGGUUUGUUUGGUAGAGAUAGGUAAGAGAGAAAGUACUGUUGCUGUGUCAUUGUGGUCAUGUUUGAUACUAGCAGCUAAUACUGGUCACUCCAAAGUGUUGUUUCUAAUGGAACAUUGAAUUUGUUGAAAUAAGAUAAUAGAAUUAUCCUAAUUAUAUAAUGACUGAUUUGAGAUAGAGGCCUUCAAAUACAUUCCAUGUCCUCCACAGUAAUUGCUCUGUGGGAGUCUGUUGCCUUGAUGCCAGGCAAGUGGUCUGGUAUAGGUCAUGAGUCUUUCUACUUAACGGAAGAGAUGAACAUGUUUCCAGGAUGACUUUCUGGCCCAAACACCAUGAAGCUUUUAGGAAAUUUCAUUUGUAUGCUAUUUAGAUGCACAGAAUAGACAGGAUUAUGUGUUCAGCUCUUCUUUCCAGUUAAUCAGUUUCAGCUUGUAUGGGUAUCUCAUUUUGAACAUGAGCCAGAUAAGAUUUUCAGAAAUGACUUUAUUUGUCCUUUAAAGAAUGGGUUUGUCACAUGGUAGCACAGCAUUUUGCUGAUUAUUAGCACCUUUUCUAUAUUGGUGCUGCCCAGUGACUUGGUUUUCUCUUGUGCCUAGGGCUUGGGGAAUGGAAUGUCACUUUCCUCCAUUUCUUGCCCCUUUCUCAUCCCUUAUGUUCCAUGUACACUGGUUUUUGCUCAUCGAAAUAAAUUACUCUAGUCCAAGACAA